AUGAAAUUUGUCGUUGCCUCCUUCCUCUUUGUGGCCACUGUCAUUGCUCUGCCUCAAAAUGAAGUUGGAAACGUUUGUGCAAGCAAUCAGACCGUGGUGUGUCAAGGACAAGGAAACGGUGGUCUGAUCACUCUAGGCAACGUUCUGCCUGGGGCAUUAGGUGAAAACUGCGCUGGUGGUGACGUCUACUGCUGCUCUCAUGACGACGUUGAACAGGUAGCCCGACAGUAUGGCCUUGUGAACAUAGACGUUAAUGCUCAGUGCACUCUCAAUCGUGUCCUUUAA
Messenger RNA from Penicillium brasilianum, 285 nucleotides. The record is from the annotation of a GenBank genome assembly. NCBI's taxonomy places the organism in Eukaryota, Fungi, Ascomycota, Eurotiomycetes, Eurotiales, Aspergillaceae.